Molecule: messenger RNA, 2946 nt
Organism: Porites lobata
Lineage: Eukaryota; Metazoa; Cnidaria; Anthozoa; Scleractinia; Poritidae
Source: the annotation of a GenBank genome assembly
AUGUCUUUCAGAUCUUCACCUAUUGACUAUUCGACAGCCAAUUUACGUGGCAAAUUUCUUCAAAUUGUUAUCCUGCUGGGGAUUUCUUUGCUGUUAUUCUACUGGUAUUUUCUAGGUGAGAGAAAAUAUUGGGAUAACUACAAAGUCACAGGGGUUGCUGACGAUGGAGACAUAAAGGCGAGAAAAAGCAUGGCAUUUUACAAUUUUAAGCUUACAGCAUUCACUAAGACGCUCAAUGCAAGCCCAAAUAUAUCAAACAUACCAACUGCUUCGGGAAAAGAAACCGAAGAGGAGCUGAAAUCUGAUUCGUCCCGAAGUUGUCCGAAGAUGUCACUCCAGCCAACAGGUGAUGCCAAAUAUGGGCUAUGUACACCCCACGAGCCGAGCGAAUCUUCGUGUGAACUUGCCAAAAAAAUGUACUUCAUUCGUCCUGAAUUAUCAACGUGUAAAAAGGGAAAAAUUACCAGUAUUUGCACAAUGAAAGUAAGUGGAACAAGCGAGGGAAAUGUAAUACAUUUUAAAUGCAACGAAGCACUUUGCCAACAAGGAAAAAACGAUUCGCUUAAAGUUUAUGGUGUUAACCCCGAAACAGGGUUAACAAACAUUGUAAAUACAUUCACCACGGUAAGAGAUCUCGAAAAAGGACUACCAGCUAUUGCUGUAAAAAACAGACAAAACAAGUUCAACUUUGUCUUUAUUGAAUGCACAAAUCACCAUGGAAGGAAGGUUUCUCAACUAAUUCCAUUCGACCCACGUUUCAUUAUGGAAGAAACCAAUAAGACUAGAAAUGAACAAGUAAUUAACGUAAACAUUUUAUUGAUCGAUUCUCUUUCCAGAGCUCAUUUUUACCGCUCUUUACCCAGAACUAUUUCCACAUUCAAAUAUUGGCGCCAAAAUCCCGCCCCUUUUCCCGCCAAAGUUUUCGACUUCGAGUUGUUCCAGGCCGUGCACGGCCACACUGCUGUCAAUAUGCACGCGUUUUACACUGGAGAGUUGUUUCCUGAUGAAAUGAAAGAUAAAACUCCUCCACUUAACAUAUCGGCGCUGUUUGGGCAUUACAAGAGGUCUGGAUUCCAAACAGUCUGGCAGGAAGACUUGUGUUGGAAAGGGAUCUGGGGACUAAUGACUGAUCUUGGCGUGGGAAACUGGAAGAGACUUCAGGAGAAGAUGAAAUCAACAUAUAUUGAUCAUACAGGUACAGACACUUAUCCAAUGUACUUAUCCGCUAGGUAGUAGUUUAUCUAGUGCUAUCCAGCGUUUCAACAACCGAGGCCAGAACCGGAAGUGAAAAAUGAUGCAACCCUUAACUUACUUUUGCUCGUCAUAUGAAAAUAGUUGUUAGAAUAUCUGCGCUCUACUUACUUUCUCUCGAAAAGAAACCGAAGCUAGAUUGUAAAAGGGAUUUUAGCAAUGAGUUUUAUACCUCAGCCGGCUUGUAGCAAACUGGACAGUCACGACUUCGAUUACCCCAGCGGCCUUAAAUACAACAGUUCAUUGUCUCAUGCACUUUAUACUGUCGAGGGUCUGGAGCUCAAGCCUAUAACUAAUACUAUAUGUGUUUGAUGGUUCUUAGGCCUCACGCAUUCGAGUUGCAAGAUUCUAAAUUCUAUGGGGAUCGAUAGUCCCUUCAACGGACCACCGGGUGACCAAAUCUGCUUCAACGGACAAUUCCAACACAGCUACUUCCUUCGUUAUAUUGCGGAUACCCUUAAUGCCAUAAGAUCAACACGAAAGGCUAAGCCGAUCCUCAUGUAUACGGCUCUUAACGUAGCUCACGACCAAAGAAGCGUGCGCACGCAAACAUUGGAUGGUACCCUACAAAACUAUGUCAGUAGCGUUGCCAAGGACGAAAGUACGUUGUCAAUCAUUCUUGCAGAUCAUGGGAACACGUAUACACGGUACGCAUCGGAGUUUCUUGAAGGACGCUUUGAAAUGUUUCAUCCAAGCCUAUUUUUUAUCGUCCCGGACAAAGUAGCUUCUCUUUUAGGGGAAGACGUCAUGUCCGCACUAAAAGUAAACCAGCGAAGGCUCGUUACAAUAAUCGACUUACACCGUUCUCUAACGUCUUUAGCCACGCCCCUUCGUGGUGUUAGACCAGAGGGUGUGUUCACUCCCUUUUCGGAGAAUCGCACUUGCGAUGACUUGGAACUUAGGACUCCUAAUUUGUGCGUUUGCGAGGGCUGGGAUAUCCCCGCAGAUAACGACACGUCGCGAAUCCCAGUGGCUGAGUUUGCAAUUGGGGAGCUUAACAACCGUUUGCAGAAACAGUACCACGCAUUGUCGUCUGUUCAAAAUGGCUCCAAGGCGAUUAAACCAUCCUGCCAACGAUUACAGCCGUUAUGGUUUGAAAAUGUUCGCGUAAGAAACUCCAAAAUUGAUCAGUCACUGAUAACCUCCAUGGAUAUACGUGUGAAGGCAGGAGACGUUGUUCCUCAGGAACAGGAUAUCUUUCAUGUUGAAGUACAGACGAAGGAAAUAUCUCCGAGAAGUUCCUUAGACAUGAGGCUGUUAAAUUAUGACCGACAUACGUUGUUUGGGAAAUACCAAAUCUGCGCGGAUAGCGGUGUGGAGUUAAAAUUAUGUGUUUGCUCACACAACGCGUCUAGUAGCGGUUUGGUUCCUCACUCCCUUGAAAGAUGGAAACAUUUUGGUCAACGUUCUGUUGUUAAAAACAUAAGUAAUAGACCGUGUUUGUGGCUGGUCGAAAGACGUUAUUCUAAAGGGAAGGCAUAUGAAGUAGCCAAUUUGUGUCCAAAUCAACCAUUUCGAGUGAAAAUUGACGCGGAAACAUCAAACAAGAAGCUUUCUCGCCAGCUUCCCGUCACGUUAGAUGUCCAACCUGGACAAGUCCUCUUUGUAUUCUACAUGGCAGCUAGAAUCUCAGCCACAGCAACGAUUGAAAAUGACACAGUCUCAGAAACCGAAGUUAGAGACCCGAUAAAAUGA